Messenger RNA from Limulus polyphemus (Atlantic horseshoe crab), 978 nucleotides. Its product is annotated as peroxiredoxin 1-like. Gene Ontology annotation, cellular component: cytosol. NCBI's taxonomy places the organism in Eukaryota, Metazoa, Arthropoda, Merostomata, Xiphosura, Limulidae. The transcript has 6 exons. Gene Ontology annotation, biological process: cellular response to stress; removal of superoxide radicals; response to oxidative stress. The record is from RefSeq and is a predicted model, not a curated record. Gene Ontology annotation, molecular function: thioredoxin peroxidase activity. The coding region runs from base 139 to 732 and encodes 197 amino acids.
AACCGCACUACCGGUAAAAACUGUGCGUGUGAUAGCUGGCUUUGUACGAACGAUAGAUAUCGAAAAAUCUUGCGCUAGAAUAACUUUUUCAUUUUAAAUAAGAGAACGUUGAUAUUAAAGAGGAAAUAACACAAAAUCAUGACUGGAAAGCUUCCUGCUCUUACCAAGCCUGCCCCAGACUUCAGAGGGACAGCUAUAGUAGAUGGUGAAUUCAAGGAAAUCAAGCUUUCAGACUACAAAGGAAAAUAUCUAGUUUUAUUCUUCUACCCACUAGACUUUACCUUUGUGUGUCCCACUGAGAUCAUAUCAUUUAGUGACAGAGUGGAGGAGUUUAAGAAUAUUGGAUGUGAAGUUGUAGCUUGCUCUACAGACAGCCACUUUAGUCAUCUAGCCUGGGUGAACACUCCAAGAAAGGAAGGUGGCUUAGGAAAUAUGAAAAUACCUUUGUUGGCAGAUAAGAACUUGGAUAUUGCUAGAGCUUAUGGUGUCUUGAAAGAGGAUGAAGGUAUAGCAUUCAGAGGGCUUUUCAUAAUUGAUGAGCAUCAGAAAUUGAGACAGAUAACUGUCAACGACCUUCCUGUUGGCCGAUCAGUGGAUGAAACUUUACGUUUGGUACAGGCAUUCCAGUUCACUGACAAACAUGGAGAAGUGUGUCCUGCUGGCUGGAAACCUGGAGAUGAUACCAUGAAACCAAACCCUGUGGGGAGUAAGGAAUACUUUUCCAAACAAUGAAUCAUUACAAGAAAAACCAAAGGAAAUAAGAAAGUUCUGCAUUCCUGAAAAAGUGACUAAUUCUAUUACUUGCUACUGGGGGAUGAGCUAAGUACUUAAAUUCAUGUAAAGACAUACAAAAAUCUCAAUGCAAACAUAUUUUUUGUCCUUCUUUCUGAUAUAAAAUGGCAUCAUGUAUGUAAUGAUCUGAGAGAUCAUGUAGUAGUAUGUUCAACAAUAAAGCUUGUAUGCUAAAUUUAAUGAACA